AAGCUCUCUGCCCUCCGCCAGUUUGUCACCAGUUCCGUUUGCCGAAUUUCGAAUUUCUCUCGUGUUGAAACAACGCCGAGAGCCAAUCCUCCUCUCGAGGUCAGAACUACCCUCGACGAUCAGCAAGGAAGUUUCAACCACCCGAUAUAAACACUAAUUACCACCGCUCGAGACCCGUUUCAGUUUGGCACUCAUACAGAAUGCGACAGUGAGCAGUGUUUCUACCAAAAGGAUAACCUCCCUUCAAAAUGAAUCGGUUUAAACUAUCGAUUGUACUCCUGCUCUUGAGCACGGUGGCCAUUGCGCUGGCCAAUGAGGCCAACGAAGAAGCCUUGAAGGACGCAGAUUCAGACUCCACCCACACUGGUGCCGAGCCUCAGAAGCGCUCCCUUAAGAAGUUGAAAAAGCUCAAAAAGCUGGCACUUCUCAAGAAAAAAGGCCCUUGGUUCCUCCCACAGUUCGAGGUCGAAGAGGUCAAAGAAACCUCACCUCUCCCCGUGUUCAAAGUACACAAAUACGCCGGGAUUGAAGUCAAGCCUAUCCCCACCACCCCGCCACCACCACCACCGCCCGCAGUCUACGGACCACCAUCUCCACCGCCAACCGUUUACGGACCACCCGAAACCGCCGCAGCAGCCGUAGCUACUUCUGAAGGCAAGGGAAACCCCGACCUGGCAAUCCUCGACUCCCUGGGCCCCCUCGUCUCCGGCGAAGGCGGCGUGGAUCUAUCCGCUCUUUUGAGCAUCUCUGGCAGCGGUGAAAUCCCGUUGGAAGCCAUCGAAACCCUCUCCCAGAUCGCCAAGACCAACCCCAAACUCGUGGCCAGCAUCGUAAACGGACUGAAGAACCCCAAGGUCAAGAAAGCCGGCAUUAUCGCUGCUUUGUUGAAGCUCAAGGCCAAGAAGAAGCUCCUGAAGAAGAAGAAGCUGAAACUGUUGGCCAAGGGAGUCGCCGCCAAGGCCGCCAUCACCAAGAAGAAGCUUCUCGCCCCCUUCGCUUUGGUGGCCGCUGAGGGCGCUAAGGUCGCAUCCGCGGUCUCCUCCAUCCCCUCCAACAUCGCCGGCUACAUCUGGCCCGAAGAAGAGACCGGACCCUACGAGGCCGAGCUCCCCACCCCUCUAGAAGAAGUUUCACCCCUUUUCUCCCUUGAAGCCCUAUCACCUCUCCCCGGUCUCCCGCUCCUGAAAUUCCCCGGCAAAUACAAGCUCAAGAAGCACCACCCUUACGUCAGCGUUAAGCUCCCAACCACCCAUCAACCUGCACCUCCCCCACCACCACCCACACCUGCACCCGUCUACGGACCUCCACCGCCAGUAGAGCCCGUCCCCGUCUACGGUCCCCCUCCACCACCACCACCACCACCUCCACCACCACCAGCACCCCCUGUAGAUGUUUACGGCCCACCCCAAGCCCCAGCAGCCACCUACGGCGUGCCCUCUGCCCUUGCCCCCGGUACCCACCUCGAGCCUCCUCCACUACCCUUGGAUACCCCGAGACAGGUAGCAGCCGCCGCUGCAGUUGACUCCUACCAAGUUCCGAUCGCCGUGUACGCCCAAGGCCAGCGCCUCAUCACCCCGGCCGGUACGACGCUGACCGCACCUGCUUACUACAACGUUGACUCGUUCUUGGCAGCUUCGGAGAACGACGAGGUGGAGGCAGAAGGUGACGAAGGCCACGAGGAUGUUGAAGAGGUCGAGCACGUGGUGGCACGAGGAAACCACAGCGAGCACGCCGAACAUGGAAAGCAGACAGCCCAUGCUCUGCCAUCCCACAAUGUCCACCAUGUCCAGGCUGAGCGUGAACACCCCGCUUACCACGCUGAACACGCACAGCGUGCUGAACAUGGACAUGAAGCUGUCCACGCUGAGCAUGAACACGUGCAAAAUGCCAGACCGGUGACCAAUCAGAUGAGGAGAUCGCCGCCUCCGGCCGAGCAGAAGCACGAACAGCAGCCAGAGCAGUUUGUGCGAGGAGAAGUUUUCGUCGUUCCUCUUAACCAUGCUAUGGAGGACACACAUCAACAGGAGCAUGCCAGUGAAGAAUCAAAUUCUGCAUCUCAUUAAUUUUGAGAUUCUCCAUCAAUGAUGCCAUAUCAUUAAUUUAAUGUAAAUAUAUUUUAAAUUUGUAUUUAUUUCUUAAUUUUAGCAUUAGGUUAAAUUAAUUUCUUAGGAU
Bemisia tabaci is the source of this 2172-nucleotide messenger RNA. RefSeq lists its product as uncharacterized. Lineage: Eukaryota; Metazoa; Arthropoda; Insecta; Hemiptera; Aleyrodidae. The record is from RefSeq and is a predicted model, not a curated record.